Penicillium taxi is the source of this 1362-nucleotide messenger RNA. RefSeq names its product histidine phosphatase family protein. The record is from RefSeq and is a predicted model, not a curated record. Gene Ontology annotation, biological process: dephosphorylation. The transcript has 3 exons. The coding region runs from base 1 to 1362 and encodes 453 amino acids. Lineage: Eukaryota; Fungi; Ascomycota; Eurotiomycetes; Eurotiales; Aspergillaceae. Gene Ontology annotation, molecular function: phosphatase activity.
AUGGAACCUUUAGGCCCAACGAAAGGGCCAGUGGAUUCAUUUUACCCGCCUCUGGAGCUGAUGUCAUACAUCACCAAUUCUGCAUAUGGCACAUUCGGUGGGAUUUACACCGCGCCUAAAGAUCAAGCACAAGAUUCAGGUGAUGGAUCUUACCACUACUGCAGCAUGCCUCAUCCACAGCCAGACCAUUACCAACUACCAUUUUCGAUUCGGAAUCGCUCUGUUGAGGCACAAUUAGUGUAUGUGGAGUACAUGCAACGACAUCAGCGUCGUACACCUUAUAAUAUCCUGCCAGUAGGCGAGGAUCAGACAUAUAACUGUGACGAUGUUCGUCCAUAUCUAUAUACGGCACCUGAUAGCAACAGCUCAUCACCGAUACCAAUGUAUGGCCAAACAUACACAGAUCUCACCAAUCCAUAUGCUAAAGGCUAUGUCAAUGGCACCUGUCAAUAUCCACAAUUGACUAUUGGUGGAUUUCUGGACGGCUAUCAACAUGGGCGUGACCUUUGGGCCGUCUAUGGAGACAAGCUGGGUCUUCUGCCAUCCAGCCCAGAAAGUCAAAAGGUGUGGUUCAGAUCCAGUCACUCGCCUCUGACACAGCAGUCGGCAGGGGCUGUUCUGCGUGGUAUUUGGCCUGACCAUGACGGAACGCUGCCAUUGCACCAACAGUCUCCCGAGAUAGAUACGGUAAAUCGCGGCUUUCCAUGUCCGGCACGUUCGAGAUUGCUUUCAAAGAUCCAAUCCUCUAGCGAAUGGAGCCGUCACCUCACUGAGACUAAGACGUUACGCGACAGGCUUGCAACCAUCUUCAGUGCAGACAAGUCAGACUGGAUGUCAUCGUUUGACCACUUUGCCGACAAUUUCCAAGGGAGAUUAUGUAAUGGCUACCGUUUACCUUGUAGCCUCAAGGACCCCUCCAUAUGUGUCACAGAGAAUGAGGCAUAUGAGGUAUUUCGGGCUGGUGACUGGGAGUGGAAUUACUGGUGGCACCGUAACGCGGAUGCCUUGAAAUACAUUCAAAUAAUAGAGGGGCUAUUCAUUGGUGAGAUUGUGAGACGACUAGAAGCAGUUUCUCACGGCACUCUUAACAGAGUCUAUACCCACAACUUUAUUCACGAUGGUGAUAUUGGACCCAUACUUGGUGCUUUGGGCGCGCAGCAGAUAAGGUGGCCUGGCAUGGCUUCCAACAUCGCCUUUGAGAUCUGGAAAACUACCAAGGAAAGGUUCUUUGCCCGCGUCUUAUAUAGCGGACAUGCGCUAAGAACAGCUGAUGGCUCUUUGGAGUGGGUCGACUUGUCAGUGUUGACAGAUCGACUGAAAGCUUAUGUUCCGGAGGACAUUAUUUCAAUGUGUAACUCCUGA